This is a messenger RNA of Musa acuminata AAA Group (dessert banana), 2374 nucleotides long. RefSeq lists its product as uncharacterized. The record is from RefSeq and is a predicted model, not a curated record. Gene Ontology annotation, biological process: lipid metabolic process. Lineage: Eukaryota; Viridiplantae; Streptophyta; Magnoliopsida; Zingiberales; Musaceae. Bases 238 to 924 code for a protein of 228 amino acids. The transcript is spliced from 6 exons.
CCGUUUCCAUAUUGUGCUUCGUGUUCCGUCCCGAUCGGAGGACGUGCUCGCGAUCGCCCCUCGACGGCCUGUCCGCUUCUCUCCUUCGAUCCCGGUCAAGAACUCGGAUCGGAGAGGGAAGAUAGAAGCGGAGCAGCCGCCGCCAAGAAACCUUCUUCGCUCUUCUCGUACGUCCUCUCCUCAUCUGAUCGAGCGGACCGGUUUUGUAUCAGGUGCAUUUGGUUAUAGACAAGAUCGAUGGCUUUGAGAGAGGGGUUCUUCCUUCUUCUUGUACUUGUUAUGAGCUGGGCAAGUGCUGAUGCCAGAAGUUUGGACAAUUUUGAUAUUAUGGUUCCCAUCACAGAAGCAGGCAUCGAGAGACCUCAAAGCCAAAAUAAAGUCGCCAAAGUAGUCGAGGGCUAUGAUCAACUGUGCAAGUUGUGUGAGAACUUUACUGCACAGGCUACCCAAUAUCUUGGAGAAAACAAGACUCAAACUGAGAUAAUUGAGACACUUCAUCAAGCAUGUUCCGAGCUGAAGCCUUUCAAGGAUCAGUGCAUUCUGUUGGUCGACUACUAUGCCUCACUUUUCUUUGUUGAGAUCUCUAAGAUACAUCCGGAGGAGUUCUGCACAAAGUUCAGUCUUUGUCAGGAGAGAUUAUCUGUCAAGAGUGAUGAUGCCUGCUCUCUGUGUCAUGGUGUUGUUGCUAAACUACUUAUGAAACUGCAAGAUCCUGACACACAGUUCGAGGUGAUUAAAAUGCUACUUCAGGAAUGCAACAAGGUGGAGAAUUAUGUCCAAGAGUGUAAGAAGAUGGUCCUCCACUAUGGCCCUCUGAUACUGGUCGACGGCGAAAGAUUCCUUGAGAGCACAAAUGUUUGUGCUGCCAUGCACGCAUGCAAGACCAGCCAAGCAGAACUCGUCAGCACUGCCUUGGUGGCAUAAACAUCCUUGUAGCAUGAUACUGCACACAACGUAGCCACAUGGAGAAAAUGUGAAAUGAUAAAUCAUGAAGAUGCAUGGACUCAGCUAACCGAUUAUCAAAGAUAAUUGUCUGUCUAUUCAGUUGUAAGCUGUAUGUUUGGGAUGCAACCUUCAGUUUUCUAUUUCACUAAACUUGUUUUUGUCUAUCUCUUCUAGUUGUGACCUGGGUUUGCAUCCAUCUCACUAGGCUUGAUUGUUCAUCUAUUGAAGAUACAGAUCCAAGGUAUUGAGAAGCACAACAAAUGUGGUUGUUUCAAGCUAUACUCCUUGGCUACAUUAGAAGGCCACUUAUUAUACGGAGAAAGGUAUGAGUCUUUCUCCAUGUUAGACAAAAACAGAUUUCCAACCAUAUUGACAGGUAUAAAUGUGUCCUAAAUUUCCAUUUAGCUAAUCUAACCCAUGCAAAUUCAUGGACUUGUAAAUGAUAGCAUAUUCAUUGCAUAUUUUUACCCUCUCAUAAAUUAUUAUUAUUAUUAAAACAUAUAUAUAAUAUAUUUUUAAUCUGACAUUGUGUCUGACAAAGUCAGUCUGAGAGCAUUACUUCAAUAAUUAUUUUUACUGGUUUUCAUCUGUAUCUUCUAUUAAAUAUAUCAACACAGUCUUCCUAUGUGACUUAUUUUGACCGUCAAUUCCCACCUCCUCCGGCUCGGGUCGGAUCCGACCCGAUUAGAGUUGGGCAUGGAAUUCGGCUCCACCAUCCCAUGAUAUCAUGUUCCCAUCGAUCCAUAAACGGAUCGGGUACGCGUGGAUCCGAUCAGCCGAUAGAAAUCCGAUCAGGCAACGAACAGCCCGACCUCUUUAGGUCGAGCCGCCGCUCCCCGCCUGUUCUCGCGAACCGAAGCCGAAGGAAUCGUAGUAUGUCGUCGUCUUCUUCGAGUCGAAGGGCUUCGCUUCCGCGGCGGGGCGUCGCCGACGGCGCCAGCGAGGGCGUCCUGGCCCGCGUGUCAAGCUCGAUCUCGCAGUCCUGGAUCGUCGCCCGGGGGAAGGCGGCCGCCGCCGAGACCGGCACCGUGGCGAAGAAGCUCCUCCGGAGCACCGGCAAGGCCGCCUGGAUCGCCGGCACCACUUUUCUCGUCCUCGUCGUCCCCCUCAUCAUCGAGAUGGACCGCGAGCAGCAGCUCAACGAGCUCGAGAUGCAACAGUCCACCCUCCUCGGCACCCCCACCCCGCCUCAGCCCUACGCCACCGCGGCCCCCGCCAAGUGAACACGACGAUCAGGUCAGCGCGCGAUCUCGCCCCCCUUGAUCUCCGCUGCGGCUCAUAUGCUUCUUCUUGGGGCUUAGGUCAGCGGUCAUCUUCUUGUCUUGGGAAUAAGGAACUAUCAUGUGUCGGUUUGAUGAAUUAGGGUUUUGUUAGGAACUGGUGAAUUACUCUUUCUUUUUGAAUCAAAAUAUUCAUCUUGGUUUCAUGA